Plasmodium coatneyi is the source of this 2274-nucleotide messenger RNA. RefSeq lists its product as uncharacterized. Lineage: Eukaryota; Apicomplexa; Aconoidasida; Haemosporida; Plasmodiidae. The transcript has a single exon. The record is from RefSeq and is a predicted model, not a curated record. The coding region runs from base 1 to 2274 and encodes 757 amino acids.
AUGAAAAAUAGCUGCCUCGCUGUACUGAAACUUGUAAAGGGGAAAAAGCAUCCCCUUGAUGCUAAAAAGGGGGGGUGUCAUAGAAGGUACUUCCAUAGUAGUAGUAGCACCCUUGUUGACAGAAAAAAAAAAGUGAGCACCCACAUAUCAUACUCCCUGCCUGCACAAAGGGAGAAUGAAAAAUACACGUUUGAAGUCCUCAUGAAAACGAUGAAAAACAGGGCAGACGAGUAUAACCUUAUAAAGAUAAAAGAAGCACAAAAUAAAAUACUAAUUCAUUUAAACACAUUUACAAUCAACCAGGUUGUAUGCACGCUCGUCCUCUCGCAUAAAUAUAAUAUGCUAAAUUUUAAAAUUCUUCACGCCAUCAUAGAGCAUUUGUUUUGCCAUUCCUGUUUCUUGAAUAGCAAACACUUGUACGUGUUAGUUUCGAUCGUAAGGAAGAUACACCUGGACAACCUCGUCCACCCGUCACGAGACAACCACAAAAGUGGGAACGAUCACAAUCCUCACGUGGAGGAUUACCUGGAAGAUGUUAAUGAAAAUAUAAAAUGGAAGGAGAAGUUUUACGGGGAGGUGAUGGGCAAUUUGGUCCUCCCCCCUGGGGAUGACAUCCGUGCAGCGUAUCCGGCUGAACACAGAAGUGCCGAAUGUCCUCUUCAAUACAACGGUACGCUGAGCGAACACGGAAGUAACACAAGUAGCGUAGACAAUAGCCUUCCCCCGUGCAAAACAGACCCCGUGGAGGAAAACCUGUCACUGCAAAAUUGCCCCCCCCAGGAUGAAGACAUCUCCAUCGAAAUGAAAAAGACCCACUUAAAAAUUAAGGAAAUCCUGACGCACAAUUAUAGCAAUAUUUACCUGAACAUAAAAAAAAACCUCUACACGAGUUUAUUACUGUUAAAUUAUUUGCAUGAAGAAAAUAUAAUCAGUAGAAGAAUUUUUUUAAAAAUUAUUUACAGCAUAGAUACACAAUUUAACCAGCACACAUUCAGUAGUAACAAAAAUGGAAAAAACAGUAUCCACCACUCCUACGAUGCAAAUGGAGCCUGUGAAGAUGGCAUCCUCAAUUCGUAUCUCCAGGAUCAGUGUGAGAAUACAUCAACGUACGACCUUUACAUUCGUCUUCACUUUCAUUUGUUAAAGCAUAUGCUCACAGAGUGCGAAUUUAUCGACAGCAAAUUUGUAAUGGAAAAAAUAGAAAAUGGCACAAGUAUAAAUGAGGACGUGUACAGAGAUGCAAAGCUAUACCUUGAAGUGUUUUCUUUAUUUUUUCAAAACAUGGAAAGGGUUACCGAAAGGAUUAAUCAUUUAAAGGUCUUCCAUUUGAAUGUCCUCUUGCACGAGUUGUUAAAACCUCUUUGUGACGAUGGCGCGUUUAAAAAUGUAAAAAUAUAUUACUCCUUCCUCAAGAGAGUACCAUGUAAGUCUAUUCUGAAGGGGGAAGCACCCCCCGACGUCUGCUAUAGCCUCUUGACCAUUUUGUACUACCUCAAAAGGGGGAACAUGCUGAAUUGCGAAAUCCGCCCUUUUGGUUACCCUCCUUUUGGAGAACCCACAUUCGACUUGCAAAAAAUACAAGACAGGUACUCCCUCUUUUUAAACUCGCUUAACCAGUACACCCUGCACGACCUUCUCAUACAAACGCACGAAACCCAAGAAGCAAUCAACACAAAUUGUGAAAUUCCCAUAAAACUCACCCCCAAUAGUGAACCAGCAACAAUUGAACAAUCACCCCAAACCUUGAAGGACAACUUUAUCGUCCACUUCAUGGCAGAAUUCACCUUCAACGUCGUGUGUUACCUAAACAGGAUAGAUACCUACGAACAGCUUCUCAUUUUAAAACAUUUAAUCCUCUUAAAUUUGAAGAAUGAAUACCUAAUCGAUGUGCUCAAAGAACGCCAACGUAAUUUCUUUAUACAAAAAAAGCACUACACGGAUAGGAAGCACUUUUUUUAUUUUAUAGAAUAUUUGUUCACAUCUUUUAUUUAUUCUACCCAUGAGUUCCUCAAUCUGAUACAUUUGAUAGACCUCCGAAAGUUCCAAAUUGUGCUGGACGCAAUUGGACGCACGAAGAAAUUCACACAUAAAAUAAAAAAAAUAUUCGAUGCCGUUAAUGUGAUGCUGAACCAGCGGAAGCACAAUUGUGUAAAAAUUUCCAACAAAAAAAAAGUGCGAAACAACCAAUUUGAAAACAAGUCCACUGUCCUACCUGAGGACACAACCCAGAUCCAACGUUUUCAGAACAUCCUCUACGAUUUUUUAUUCUUAUAA